GGGGUGCGCUGGCUAUGGGUAGUCUGUACGCGCGUUAUGCAGAGCGCAAUUUUUUAGUGAACAGCAGCGAGCGUCAAACUGGACUUUAGCGGAUCGGUACUGAUCGGCUACCGUCUGCGGUGGGCUUUUUAUUUCGCAAGAUGCUCAAACAAAGGAUUUAAGUGGUGGGGGGAACGAGGGGGGGAAAUCACGCUUUUCUCUGUCGGACUUGUCGAAAACACAUCCCCGAGGGGUCAUCUGAUCCGCUCUUCGUAUGCCAUUUGGGUUCUGCGACCAGCGUCGGUUCCGAAAGCAAGUCAUUCGAAAGCAAUUGGGCCGGCGACGCGAGUGUGGAUGCGGAGAGUUGAGGACGACGACGCGGCUCUUUUCGAAAUGUGAUAUUUGAAGCACGCAGUCUGAUCGACACUGCCCACCGCACCUCCAUACCAGCAAGCGGAUCUAUUUGCAUCGAUUCAAAAAAGCAAGAACCGGUCACAAUCGGGCCAUUAUGACUGAUGAGAGACUCAACGCCUGCAUGAAGGUCAACCUCACCGCAUAUCAACUGGUCUACAAAGCCAUCAGCAAAAUGAUGCAGCCCCAGAAGUCUCAUUAAUGGCCAAACGUGCUGCUUGGGCUGUGGAAGACGUGUCGCUUCCAUUCAUGAUGGGUUCCUCUCAACUGUCACACAGGCGUCAAAAGAAACGUCUGGUCUUGACUGCUUUCCCGGAGGAGAUGGCAUUCGCCAGGGUCCUGUUCCUGCUGCUGCUGACCGCUGCGGCAGAGGGUCAAGAAGGCGAGGACUCGCCGGCGGCAGCACUCCCCGCGGGUUGCAGCUGGGGCCUAGGGCGGCCCUACACCCUGCUGUGCGACCUGGACACUGGCUGGGGCGUGGUGGUGGCGAGUGUGGCGGCGUGCGGAACUCUGGUGACCGUCCUGUUGACCUCGGUCCUGCUGUGCCGCCUGCGGCGCAUCGGCGAGGCAGAGAAGCGCAGUGGCGUUGGGCCCAUCCUGCUACUGCUCCUGGGCGUGGCGGGCUUGUUCGGCCUGAGCUUCGCCUAUCUGAUCGAGCGUGAUGAGUUGCUAUGCGUGCUGCGACGGGCCCUGUGGGGGCUCCUGUUCGCCCUUUGCUUCUCCUGCCUGCUGGUGCAGGGGGUGCGCCUGCGCCGCGUGGGGCGCGAGCACCGCGGCCCGGGCAGCUGCGCCCUGACGGGCCUGGCCUUGGGCCUGAGUGCCGUGCAGGGCAUCAUUGCUGCCGAGUGGCUUCUCCUGACCGUGCUGAGGGAGGGCCGGGCCGCCUGUGAGUACCUGCCCAUGGACUUCUCGUUGGCCUGCAGCUACGUGCUAGCGCUGCUGCUGGCCGCCGCUGCUGCCGCUGCGCUGGCCCUGUGCGGCAAGAUGCGGCGCUGGCGCUGCAACGCUGUCUGGCUGCUGGUCACCUGCCUCCUGUCCCUGCUGCUGUGGGCGGCCUGGGUGGGCUUCUACCUCUACGGCAACGCCUGGCUGAGCAAGUCGCCGGAAUGGGACGAGCCAGCGCUGGCCGUGGCCCUGGUGGCCCAGGGUUGGCUGCUGCUGGUCUUCCACGCCAUUCCCGAGGCGCACGUGUGCCUGAAGCCGCCGCCGCAGCCCACCGUGCCAGACUACUUUGACACGUCGCAGAACUCCACCCGGAUGAGGGAGACCAGCUUCGACGAUGACGUCCCGCUUUCGCACAGGCAAUUUGUGGAGAACCAAGGCUUCGGAUACAACGACGACAACGCUGCAGGCCUGAGAAGUGGUGGUGGGCAGCACAACAGCAACACGGGCGCCAGCAGGCCCAGCGCGCCCUUCCGCAGCAACGUCUACCAGCCCACCGAGAUGACCAUGAUCCUCAACGGGGGGGCGGUACCCUCAGCCCCUCCCACUUACACGGGGAGGCAGCUGUGGUGAGCAGAUCGUACGGACGAGGGGCCAGCGCAGUUUCCCUGGGGAGGCGAGCGUACUUAAAAAAAAAGAUACACAGAUGCCGCUUUUACUUUGUACAGAUGGCGUGCCAAUCAAAUAAGGAGGCCAUGGAGGACAGAGCUAUAUGUCUCAUAAAGCGAGGCUUUUUCUUUGGCGUGACUGCAGCACUGUAAGCAUCCUUCAAACUGUGAACAUCCUUCAUUUGGCUCUGUCUUCCAACACCGCGUCAAUGACAACAGCCCCCCCCCCCCCCCGUUUUAUUUUAUUUUUUGCAUGAACAUGAAAUAUGACAAUGAAAAAGCACAACCUGCAUACAACCACUGGAAGGAAGCAUCCUAACUGGCGCAUCACUGAAUGGAGGCCAUACACCAGGCCUCUUUGAAACAGGGGAGGAAAAGAGCGUUUCUGCAAGAAAACAAGACAAGGUUUCGAGCCAUUUGCAGUGCAGGUUGGAAAACGGAAGGAGGGAGAGUACAACAGUGAAAUCAUCCUUCCUCUGAGUGGGAGCUGCUUCCUCUUGCUCUCUUCCUCCUGGUCCUAGCGUCUGGAUGUUGCACCACGCUGCUUCUUCAUUCUGUCCUCCUUUAAACUGUGGCACUGAUGCAGUACAUAUACAGACGACACAAAAAGGCCAGGCUGCUUGUUGACUUUUCUCUGUCACGAAUGAAGGGACCGGUGUUUCCCAACCUUUAGCGCGCCAAGUCAGGCAAAUAGGCAUCAGAAAAAGCUCUCAAGACACCACCAAAUGGAAAAAAGAGACGAGAGUGCAAAAGACAAACCGUAGUUUGGGGUCAUCCGACGUGCGGCUUGCCUAUUGCGACAUCCUACUAACGUACUCGAACCAACUGUAAAGCGUGCAUGGAAAUUGAAGAUGGAGCGAGCGAUGCCAUCCAGACCGUGGAUUGAAGAAGAGGAGUCAGUACGUUAGCCGGCCGGCUUGCGGCCAGUCAUCUCUACAGUUUCAUUAGCUAACGUCCUCGUGGCAUGAAAGGGAGUACACAUUCAAGGUCACGGACGCAACGACGUACAACGGACAACCGUAUCUAUGGCUCAAUCGCAGACAGGGCUUUUGUUUUCAAACACAUUUACUACGUACAGUCUCAGGGCUCGAAACUAACGAUUGCCCGAUUGCCCGGGGCAAGUAGCGAUGGCAGACGGGCAAGUAGAAUUUUUCCUCACUUGCCCUGCCAUAAUACCAUGUUUUCAAGCUGUAAAAAGACGAUUUUGUGCAUAAUUUCUCGCAACUUCUGCCGCUUCUGGUCCGACAUUUUGUUUUCUAGGGAGCGGUUAGUUUCUCGUGUAAGUCUGCAAUACAUUGAUAACGGCAAAGCGCUUCGUAAUUAAAUGCAUGCUCCGUCA
Messenger RNA from Syngnathus typhle (broad-nosed pipefish), 3279 nucleotides. RefSeq names its product G protein-coupled receptor, class C, group 5, member Ba (gene gprc5ba). Gene Ontology annotation, molecular function: protein kinase binding; protein kinase activator activity; G protein-coupled receptor activity. The record is from RefSeq and is a predicted model, not a curated record. The coding region runs from base 592 to 1905 and encodes 437 amino acids. Gene Ontology annotation, biological process: G protein-coupled receptor signaling pathway. Lineage: Eukaryota; Metazoa; Chordata; Actinopteri; Syngnathiformes; Syngnathidae. Gene Ontology annotation, cellular component: plasma membrane; intracellular membrane-bounded organelle; signaling receptor complex. The transcript has 6 exons.